AUGGCUGUGAGCAGAUGGAUGUUCGUAUUUACUCUGGUGAACCUUCUGGCUCCAGAAACACAUGCUCAACUUGAUGUAUGCGGCACUGCUCCACUCAACACCAGGAUAGUUGGAGGUGAAGAUGCUCCAGCUGGAAGCUGGCCCUGGCAAGCCAGUCUGCAGAUAUUUGGAAGUCAUGGUUGUGGUGGUUCCCUCAUCAACAAAGAGUUUGUGCUUUCAGCUGCUCACUGCUUCUCUGACUCAGAUCCAGAGGGUUGGACUGUCGUGUUAGGUCGGCAAAACCAGCAGGGUACCAAUCCAAAUGAAGUGUCCAGAACUAUUGCGGAAGUAAUCUUACAUCCCAACUAUGACAGCAUCACCAGUGACAAUGACAUUGCUCUGCUCAGACUCUCCUCACCAGUCCAGUUCACAGACUACAUCAGACCUGUGUGUCUGGCAGCAAGUGACAGUGUGUUCAACAACGGCACUGAUAGCUGGGUCACCGGCUGGGGAGCAGUUGCAGAGGACGUGUGGUUACCGUUUCCUGGAACUCUACAAGAAGUGGAGGUGCCAGUUCUGGGAAACAGACAGUGCAACUGUUUGAAUGGAGUCGGCACAAUCACAGACAACAUGAUCUGUGCUGGUGUUCUGGCAGGAGGCAAAGACUCAUGUCAGGGAGACUCAGGAGGUCCAAUGGUGAACCAGCAGGGCUCGGUGUGGGUCCAGUCUGGAGUUGUCAGUUUUGGUUUUGGCUGUGCUCGGCCCAAU
Messenger RNA from Stegastes partitus (bicolor damselfish), 747 nucleotides. Its product is annotated as testisin-like. Gene Ontology annotation, molecular function: serine-type endopeptidase activity. The transcript has 6 exons. The annotation marks the transcript as partial. The record is from RefSeq and is a predicted model, not a curated record. Gene Ontology annotation, biological process: proteolysis. Lineage: Eukaryota; Metazoa; Chordata; Actinopteri; Pomacentridae.